Hippocampus zosterae (dwarf seahorse) is the source of this 1077-nucleotide messenger RNA. RefSeq lists its product as uncharacterized. The transcript is spliced from 8 exons. NCBI's taxonomy places the organism in Eukaryota, Metazoa, Chordata, Actinopteri, Syngnathiformes, Syngnathidae. The coding region runs from base 284 to 1006 and encodes 240 amino acids. The record is from RefSeq and is a predicted model, not a curated record.
UCUGGUAUUUAAUCAACACAUUAGUUCCUCGUAACCAAAGACUCUUGACUCUCUGUCACAAUCCCAGAGCUGUUGCAUUUGAAGUCACUCUUCGUAUUUUCAUUUGUCCUGUUUGAUGUUAAAUGUUGUUUUGGGAAACCCCGUUCGGGUUGGUAUGAAUGUCAUUUGCCUUAUAAAAACGAGAGCAGUAUAAAAAGGAGCAGGUUUUACAGUUGGAUUCAUCGGUGCAGGGAAAGUCAACUCUGAGAAGAUCUUCAUCCGGACUCAGAGAAUUCAGCCAAUCAUGCCCAACAUGCGCUUUGUCUUGGUGCUCAUGGCCGCCAUCAGCCUGCUGCCAGGCGCAACAUCUCAAGUUACCGGUAUUCCAGGUACUAGCAUCCCUGAGUGUCCCAUUAACUACUAUGGAGAGACUUACUUUUCACCAUCUGGGAUCGCUGUGGAGAAUGUAUUUGAGCUGAACUUUGGCAACUCUGACUUCAUGACUUUCACCUUUGAAGUCCCAGUGCAACCUUUCAGUUUUGAUUCAAUCUUUGAUGUCGCUAAUGAAACUUCCGAAUUUGCCCUAAAUCUUCCAGACCUUGUUGGGACGUCAGACUGCUUUUACGGUAUCAUUUUGUUUUCAGGUCCAAAUGCGAUCCAGAUCCUUUUCCGCACAUUUGGAAAUCAGGGAGCGUACCUAGUUGACUCGCCCGUGCCACUGAACGUCACGACAACAGUGGGGGGACAGCUGGUCAGCACGACAGAGUUGUCAGCUGGUAAAACAUAUGCUUACCUUCGAGGCUGCAGACACGAGGGUCAAUUCUAUCCAGUAGGAACAAAGACACUUGUCUCCGCAACUGUCUUUGUGACAUGUAAUUCAACAGCUUUCCUUACCGUUUCGAACUAUGACCCAAGAUGCUCAACGAAGUCCGGGUGCACCAUGACUGUGAUUUGGAGCCCCAUUGACCAGCCAACGCCAACUGAAAUUCCCCUAACCAUGACCCCUGAAACUAUUUCAACUACUUAAUUAAUUAUGGUCUGUAAUUAAUUAAUGGAAUUAAUCAAUAUUUUAAUCUCAUCUAAAAAUUACAAAGAAAA